AUGCAAAACAUUAUAUCUUUUGCCGAGGCGGCGAAGCACACGAAGGAAGACGAUUUAUGGUUGAUUGUCAACAAGAAGGUCUACGACAUUACGAAGUUUGUGGACCAGCACCCAGGAGGUGUGGACACGCUCACAGGUGCGGCUGGUAAAGAUGGAACGGAUGAUUUUAACUCCGUUGGCCACAGUGACUCCGCAAAGAAGGAAAUGGAGAAAUAUUACAUCGGCGAAUUGGAUCCAAAUGACGCCGAGAAGCUCAAAGCGCCUUUAAAGACAA
Messenger RNA from Trypanosoma cruzi, 274 nucleotides. RefSeq names its product cytochrome b5, putative. The transcript has a single exon. The annotation marks the transcript as partial. Lineage: Eukaryota; Euglenozoa; Kinetoplastea; Trypanosomatida; Trypanosomatidae. Gene Ontology annotation, cellular component: intracellular membrane-bounded organelle; membrane. Gene Ontology annotation, molecular function: heme binding. The record is from RefSeq and is a predicted model, not a curated record.